GCAAAUAGGGAAAUGGAAUGACUAAAAAUAUACUCAGAGCAAAAGCCCUUAUAGAUCGGAAGAAAAUCAGAAUGCCGUAUUACUUUCCUCCAUAUGGCAUCUUCUUCUUUACCUCCCAAGAAGAAAAACAACAACCGCUAUAUACUUUCAACAAUUUUCCUUCUCCUUUUGUUCCUUUCAAGUCUCUUCUAUUUCAGCAAAAGAGCUCUUGAACCUAAACUUUCUCUUUACAGAGACGUCCUUUCUCAAUCCCCUUCACUAUUUUCUCCAAGAUUUGCUGAUACUGAACUUCUUGAUAAUACACUAACAACUCCAUUUGGUGAUACCAAAGUCCUAAAGGCAAAAUCUGAGACACCCAUUUUGUCAAAAUCUGAUUUUGAUGAUAGUUUGGAUCAGAAAGUAACACCAAUUCCAUCAGAAUCUAAAGGCACUGAAGGCUUAAAAGCUUCUAAGGAAACACCAAUUUCUGAUAAUUUAGUUGAGAAAAGCUCAGCACCUGUUUAUGAGGAUGCAUCGAAUGCAACAACAAAACAAGUGGUUGAUUCUGCAAGAAAUGAGGAGAAGUUGGUUGACUCUGAUUUUAAAGUAGGAGGACAGAGUUGUGAUCUUUACAAGGGAAGAUGGGUGAAAGAUGAGAAGCACCCAAUAUAUAAGGCAGGGUCUUGCCCUUAUGUUGAUGAGGCUUUUGAUUGCCAGAGCAAUGGUAGGCCUGACUCACAGUAUCUUAAUUGGAGAUGGAAGCCACAUGGAUGUGAUCUUCCUAGGUUUAGUGCAACAGAUUUUUUGAAGAGAUUGAAAGGAAAGAAGCUGAUGUUGGUUGGAGACUCAAUGAACCGGAACCAGUUUGAAUCUCUCCUUUGCCUUCUUCGUGAAGGCCUCGUUAAUAAGAGUAAAAUGUACGAGAUCCAUGGAUAUAAGAUAACAAAAGGAAGAGGCUACUAUGUUUUCAAAUUUGAGGAUUAUAACUGCACAGUAGAAUUCGUGCGCUCUCAUUUCCUUGUUAGAGAAGGAGUACGUACCAAUGCUCAAGGGAACUCGAAUCCAACUCUAUCAAUAGAUCGCAUCGACAAAUCAUCUAACCGUUGGAAGAAAGCUGACAUUGUGGUCUUCAAUACGGGGCAUUGGUGGACACAUGGAAAGACUGCCAGAGGGAAAAAUUACUACAAAGAAGGUGAUCAUGUUUACCCUAAAUUUGAUGCCGUUGAAGCUUACAGGAGAGCGUUGAAGACGUGGGCUAAGUGGAUUGAUGAAAAUAUGAGUCAUGAAAAGUUGAUUAUAUAUCGUGGAUACUCUUCAGCUCACUUCAGAGGCGGAGAUUGGGAUUCAGGUGGCUCCUGUAAUAAAGAGAGUGAACCUGUUUCGACUGGGGCCAUCCUUGGUAACUACCCUAUGAAAAUGAAGAUUGUCGAGGAGGUAAUCAAGGAAAUGCAGCUUCCUGUUGUCCUCUUGAAUGUAACACAGUUAACAAAUUUUCGCAAGGAUGGGCACCCAUCAGUAUAUGGGAGGGUUGCUAGUAAUGGUAGAAAGGUGAAGCAAGAUUGUAGCCAUUGGUGUCUCCCCGGAGUCCCUGAUGCAUGGAAUGAGCUAAUCUAUGCCACUUUGGUCUUGCAACAACAAUCGUCUGUCAACCAACAGUAAGCUUAGCAUUUUCAUCCUCCGAUUCUUGAACAAGCAGGUGAUUCAAAACUCCCCCAAGGGAGGACAUCACAGGCUGAUCAGACUGUUUUCAGUACAACAACUACUACGUCAAAUCCCAACAAGAGUUGUGCCAACAACCUAAUCCAAAUCCUAUUAUGUUUUUUAAUUAAGUUGUAAACCGUAUCCAUUUUUCUAUGUUAUAUCAUAUAUGCAAGGGUUGAGAUAUGAAGGCAAGUGAAGAGCAUCUUUUUUCAA
Nicotiana attenuata is the source of this 1893-nucleotide messenger RNA. Its product is annotated as protein trichome birefringence-like 5. Gene Ontology annotation, molecular function: O-acetyltransferase activity. Lineage: Eukaryota; Viridiplantae; Streptophyta; Magnoliopsida; Solanales; Solanaceae. The coding region runs from base 94 to 1638 and encodes 514 amino acids. The transcript is spliced from 5 exons. Gene Ontology annotation, cellular component: Golgi apparatus. The record is from RefSeq and is a predicted model, not a curated record.